AUCUCGAAACAGCUGCUGGAUUUUGCAAUAAGUGUUCCUUGCUCUUUUAAAUUUUUAAUCAACAGAAAUAUACAUUGAGUUGUGCGCGUAUUUAUGAUAAAAUAAUGUUAUCUUAACUGGCUCCUACCCUUCCUAAUCUAAUAUUCAUUUUGUUUUUGAACUUGAGAAUCUUGGUUUUUUCGGUUGUAUCCUGUACGCAAGGCCGCAGAGAUCGUAGACGCUGGCUGCAGCGAUACUUCCAUGGGAUUAUUGAGGAUGCCCGCAUAAGGAUGGCAUCUCAUGGCCGCUCGUAAACAUCGCUUUCAGAUAAGAUCACCACAAUGGCUGGCCGAUUUGUUAAGCGUUUCUGAUUUCUGAGGUGCUACAGCUGCUGAUUUUAAACGCUCCGUACUGUAUGGGAUUCUCUAAAAUUUACGCACUGUUAAAUGCAUCGAUUUCCCCAUGAGAUUAACGCAUAUUGCCUAUCAGCGGACGUCUGAACAUUCAGCGCGUCGGACGUACUUCGCACCAUGCAGGCAACGGCGAUGGAAGAUAAUGGGAUUACUUGCAGUAAUGCUCGUUGUAAUGGUUUUCUUGUCGUUUUCCACCAUAACCGCUUCGGUAGGGACAGCGCGGCCCGCUAAGGACCAGCCGAGCAUGGAAGGCCGUGGAGCGGGGCCCGACGGCGUUGUUGUGCAGCGGGACCAGGCCGGGCAGGCCCAGCCCGUGGAUUUCGAUGACCUGGCCAGUCGUGCCGCUCAAGGCUGGCCCGUAGAAUCGACGGUGCGAAUUUAUCGCCAGCAAGCCGUUGCCGCCGAUGUUCCGGUCUGUUCGGCCGUAGGCAACCAGAUUCUGCAGUCGGGCGGCACGGCAGCAGAUGCGGUGGUUGCAGCGGCGAUUUGCGCUGGCGUUGUCCAUCCGUACAGUAGUGGAUUGGGCGGAGGGGCUCUGAUCAUGUACUACAACGGCACAGACAAAACUGGCCACACGAUCGAUGCUAGGGAAGUUGCUCCGAUUCGUGCCACGGAAGACAUGUUUGUCAACGAGGAAAACAGUACUGUUUCACCAGUUUACGGGUGGCAUUCUAUCGCAGUGCCGGGAGAACUGGCCGGUAUGUGGCAACUGCAUCAGCGCUACGGAAAACUGCCUUGGAAAGAUUUGUUCCAGCCAGCUAUUAAACUAGCGCGGGAGGGCGUUACUGUUACCGGUUUCUUUGCCCGAGUCUUGGCGUACAAUCAGAAAUAUCUGGUGGAGUCUUUUGCGGAUUCUGAUAUGAGGCGGUUAUUUAUGAAUGAAACGACUGGACAGACGUACGUCGAAGGUGAUGUUGUGGCUUCGCCUGUUCUUGCUGAUACACUGGAAAUUAUUGCCAACGAUCCAAAGGGCAUCCAUGAAUUCUACAAUGGCUCCAUCGCUCAGAAACUUGCUGGUGAUAUUCAAAAAGGAGGAGGCAUCAUUCAACUCGCGGAUUUUGCACAAUAUCGUGUGCAGGAGCGCGAGCCGUUGUCCACGAAAAUCUCCGACAAUAUGACGCUGAUGGGCGUGGGUCUGCCUUCGGGAAACGUUGUACUCCAUAAUAUCUUUGGAACAUUGAAGGGAUACAAUUACAGUAAAGCUUGGGUGUCUAUGACGGAUGACGAAAAGGCACUUUUCUAUCACCGUUUCGUGGAAGCCUUAAAGUUUGGCUACGCUCGCCGAUCUCAUUUGAGUGAUGAUCUGUUUGUUCCCGGUUUAGACAGGUUUGUCCAAGAAUUGCUUUCGGCAGAGUAUUUGGAUAAUACAAGGCGAAAGAUUAGUGAUGAGAAAACGUUCGAGGAUCCUCGUCAUUAUGGCGCACAAGAAUCAGGAACUGUAAACCAAGGUGGAACUGCACAUAUCUCCGUUAUUGAUAAAGACGGGAAUGCAGUGGCCUAUAGCACGAGCAUAAAUACAAUAUUUGGCUCUUAUCGAAUUUCUCGAUCAACGGGAAUUAUUUUUAACAACCAUAUGGAUGACUUCAAGACCAGUAACAAGCCAAAUUAUUUUGGCAUACCACCGUCCGAGGCAAACAAAAUCGAACCCGGAAAGCGACCACAGUCCAGUACUUGUCCUUUGAUCCUGAUAGAUGCAGCUGGCAAUGUCAAGCUGGUAGCCGGUGCUUCGGGUGGUACACGCAUUAUUUCCGGUUUAUUAAACGUUCUGACUCGGAUUUUAUUUUUUGGCCAAGAUCUCAAGUCCGCAUUGGAUGCCCCUCGGUUGCACCAUCAACUUAUUCCAAUGCAUGUUGAGUACGAAAAACAAUUUGAUAAGACUCAUUUGGAAUCUCUGAAACGGAAAGGACACAAAGUUGAAGAAAGCAAAGCACCGUACAGAUAUGUUUACAGCGCCGUGGAGGUUAUAUACGUCCAACAAAAAGGGGAAAUCCAUGCGGUUGCUGAUGGGCGAAAAGGCGGAUUACCUGACGGAGUGUAAAUUCCGCUGUUUUUCUGUGCAGAUUUCAAAAUUUUUAAGCGGUUAUUCGUUCAUUCCUUGGAGAGUGGAUAUGGAUUUUUUUGUUUUUACAAAGUUGUUUGUUGGAAGUUUUAGGAGCGAUUGCAGUAUGCGGUACUGGAGCAUCUGAAAAUACUUGAUAAGUGUUUAGCUGUGCGGAUUACUGAGCCGCCGUCGCAGUCUCAUCGUACAGUAAUCAGAAAUUUUGUUUUUGCACGGCUUUUGACCUCUACCGGUGCUAGAGAAGUUAAAUCUGAAAAUAAGGUAACUUUUUUUAUUUUCAGAUCUAAGUGUUCAGCAUCUAUGCAGUUAAAAUAAACAAAACAACAGAAAC
Molecule: messenger RNA, 2782 nt
Organism: Paramacrobiotus metropolitanus
Lineage: Eukaryota; Metazoa; Tardigrada; Eutardigrada; Parachela; Macrobiotidae
Product: scoloptoxin SSD14-like
Exons: 12
Coding region: 442-2430 (662 amino acids)
Biological process (GO): glutathione catabolic process
Cellular component (GO): plasma membrane
Molecular function (GO): glutathione gamma-glutamate hydrolase
Source: RefSeq, a predicted model, not a curated record